This is a messenger RNA of Schistocerca serialis cubense, 2013 nucleotides long. RefSeq lists its product as uncharacterized. Gene Ontology annotation, cellular component: nucleus. Gene Ontology annotation, molecular function: DNA-binding transcription factor activity, RNA polymerase II-specific; cis-regulatory region sequence-specific DNA binding. Bases 1 to 2013 code for a protein of 670 amino acids. Gene Ontology annotation, biological process: axonogenesis; positive regulation of transcription by RNA polymerase II; neuron fate specification. The record is from RefSeq and is a predicted model, not a curated record. NCBI's taxonomy places the organism in Eukaryota, Metazoa, Arthropoda, Insecta, Orthoptera, Acrididae. The transcript is spliced from 8 exons.
AUGGUUAUGCGCUGGAGAUGGUUAUGCACUGGAGAUGGUUAUGCGCUGGAGAUGGUUAUGCGCUGGAGAUGGUUAUGCGCUGGAGAUGGUUAUGCGCUGGAGAUGGUUAUGCGCUGGAGAUGGUUAUGCGCUGGAGAUGGUUAUGCGCUGGAGAUGGUUAUGCGCUGGAGAUGGUUAUGCGCUGGAGAUGGUUAUGCGCUGGAGAUGGUUAUGCGCUGGAGAUGGUUAUGCGCUGGAGAUGGUUAUGCGCUGGAGAUGGUUAUGCGCUGGAGAUGGUUAUGCGCUGGAGAUGGUUAUGCGCUGGAGAUGGUUAUGCGCUGGAGAUGGUUAUGCGCUGGAGAUGGUUAUGCGCUGGAGAUGGUUAUGCGCUGGAGAUGGUUAUGCGCUGGAGAUGGUUAUGCGCUGGAGAUGGUUAUGCGCUGGAGAUGGUUAUGCGCUGGAGAUGGUUAUGCGCUGGAGAUGGUUAUGCGCUGGAGAUGGUUAUGCGCUGGAGAUGGUUAUGCGCUGGAGAUGGUUAUGCGCUGGAGAUGGUUAUGCGCUGGAGAUGGUUAUGCGCUGGAGAUGGUUAUGCGCUGGAGAUGGUUAUGCGCUGGAGAUGGUUAUGCGCUGGAGAUGGUUAUGCGCUGGAGAUGGGUCCACUAUCGGCCAAACGGCUGGGAGCAGGCGACGUCAACAGUAAGGUGCAGGUAUUUACGACCUCCGGGUCAGCAGAAUUGCUUCCGCUUCUCGGUGGCGCCCGUUGAGCCGUCCGUGGCGGCACCCCUGCCCCAUCUUGCAACACACGGCCGCGACUACCUGUCGCUACCGGCGCCGGUCCAUGGAUUUGCAGGGAGCGGGGAGCGGAAGGUCCAUCCGGAACUGGCGGUGUCCCGGGGAGCUGUGCGGAGCACCGGCGAGAAGCGGCGGCUCAGCCUGUGCGUGGGGUGCGGCGCGCAGAUCCACGACCAGUACAUCCUGCGCGUGGCGCCCGACCUCGAGUGGCACGCCGCCUGCCUCAAGUGCGCCGAGUGCCACCAGUUCCUGGACGAGACCUGCACCUGCUUCGUCCGCGACGGCAAGACGUACUGCAAGCGCGACUACGUCAGGUUGUUUGGGACCAAGUGCGACAAGUGCGGACUGUCCUUCAGCAAGAACGACUUCGUGAUGCGCGCCAAGACGAAGAUCUACCACAUCGAGUGCUUCCGGUGCAGCGCCUGCGAGCGGCAGCUGAUCCCGGGGGACGAGUUCGCGCUGCGCGAGGACGGGCUCUUCUGCAAGGAGGACCACGAGGUGCUCGAGAAGGCCACCAACAGCGAGAACAACAACAACACCACCAACGUCAACAAUAACAACAGCAGCACCAACAACAACGAGGGCUCCAACUCCGACUCGUCGGAGUCGGGCUCGAACAAGGGCGGCCGGGAGUCGGGGCGGGCGUCGGGCGCCAAGGCGACGUCGGACGGGAAGCCGACGCGCGUGCGCACCGUGCUGAACGAGAAGCAGCUGCACACGCUGCGCACCUGCUACAACGCCAACCCGCGGCCCGACGCGCUCAUGAAGGAGCAGCUCGUCGAGAUGACGGGGCUCAGCCCGCGCGUCAUCCGGGUCUGGUUCCAGAACAAGCGCUGCAAGGACAAGAAGAAGGCCAUGCUGCUCAAGCAGCAGAUGCAGCAGGAGAAGGACGGCCGCAAGCUGGGCUACGGCGCCAUGCAGGGCAUCCCCAUGGUGGCGUCCAGCCCCGUGCGCCACGAGUCGCCGCUCGGCAUGAAUCCCAUCGAGGUGCAAUCCUACCAGCCGCCCUGGAAGGCGCUCUCCGACUUCGCGCUGCACACAGACCUCGACCGCCUGGACCCCUCCGCGCCGCCGUUCCAGCACCUGAUGCACGGCUACGACGUGCACGGCGCGCCGCCCCCGCCGCCCCCGCACGACCUGGGCCCGCCGCCGGGCGACAUGGCGCACCCCGACUCCACCGACUCGUACGUCACGUACCUGGAGAGCGACGACAGCCUGCAGCACGACGCGGCCAGCCCAUAA